AGGGCGCAUCACAUAGCCUCCCCACUCCACCAUUGACUUCUCCUUCCAAUCAAUCUCUCUGAUCACCAUUGACCACCCGAAACUCCUCCUCAGCGAAUCUAUCAAACGACUGCAUACCUUCGAAAGCCCUCCCCUCACAAAAUCCACAUAUACCCCCUAACACAGACAACACAAUGCCCCCCACGCAAACCACCACCGCCGACACCACAGACGCCGACCCAAUCAUCGCCUCCUACAACGUCUACCUCACCGACUCAGAAAUCUCCCGCUACGUCUUGCAAUAUCUCGACCGACCGACAGGGUACAGCUACGACGACCGCCACGGCCAGAAACCCACCGCCUUCCGGUUGAAGCCGCAGACGGGACUCGUCGAGGUCGACGUGCCGAUCAACACGCGCGUCAACUACGAUGUCAGCAAGGGAUUGCGGUACGGUGACGCGAUGAAGAAAUCGCAGCGCGCGCGCGAGGGCGGCGCAUACGGUAUGGCGGGUGGGUUCAGUACCGGGGGUUCAGGCGGUGGUGCUUCCGGUAAAGUCAAGGUUGAAGGUGGCGGGCCGCCUAUGGACUUUGAUGGGGGCAAGGGUGAGACGGCGCAGUUGUUGCGCGUGCAGACUUUGGGUGGGAGGAUUAAGGGGCCUGAGGGCGGGGAUCCGGUUUAUAUGUUGGGGGCUUUUAGGGGGGAGAAUCUACACCUUUCGCCCGUUACGGCGGUUGUGCAGUUGCAUCCGCAGUUGCAUCAUAUGGAUGCCAUGGAUGAGAUCCCUGCUAAGGGGAAGGGGAAGGCGCGGAAGGAAGGGGAGGAGGAUCGCGCGGGCGAGAGUGAGGCGCGGGCUAUUGAUGUCAAGAUUAAGGCGGCGGAGGAUGGUGAGGCGGCUAUGGUUGCGGGCAACCUUGAGCUGCUGAAGCAGAUGCAGGAUGAGAAGUGGAAGGAUUAUGAGUGGGUGGAUGCUGAGACGGAGGAAUCGUGGCAAUUGUAUGAGAACUAUAUGAUGCAUCAGGAUGUCGAGACCCUGCCCCAGCUGCAGUCCGCUAUUGAGACCGAGGAGUAUCUGGACCAGAUGAGCGCCCCGCGGAUUGACCCUGCGCGGCCCGAGCUGACGGGCUGGGCUAUGAAACAGAAUCGGAAGAAGCAGCGGGAGGAGGCGGCGCCGUCGUCGGUUGAAGAGACUAUGGAGCAGGCGUAGAUUUUGGAGUUCUGGGCGGGUGUGUACUUUUAAGAGGGACAAUGAUUGGCAUGAUUACUGGAAGUAUGGUGUAAAGAUAGAUACGGGAGCUGCUUUUGAGGUCAUAGGGCAUUGCGUCGUAUGGGGAAGCACAAUUGAGUUAAAUUUAUGUAUGUCAAUUGAGGCUUCUGG
Aspergillus homomorphus CBS 101889 is the source of this 1355-nucleotide messenger RNA. RefSeq lists its product as uncharacterized. Gene Ontology annotation, biological process: DNA-templated transcription. The transcript has 3 exons. NCBI's taxonomy places the organism in Eukaryota, Fungi, Ascomycota, Eurotiomycetes, Eurotiales, Aspergillaceae. The record is from RefSeq and is a predicted model, not a curated record. The coding region runs from base 174 to 1184 and encodes 336 amino acids. Gene Ontology annotation, cellular component: nucleus; RNA polymerase III complex.